GAGUGGACGAAAGCUGCACUGGCGUCGCGCGACAAACGCGGCCCGCAGUCGUACGGGCGAACAAUCGACUGGACGGACAUCAUAGUACUUUCGUCGUAUUGUCACGAUCGAACGCGUGGAAAAAGUGUCACCGAACAGAGCUCCGACUACCAUAAGCUCCGAAAGGAAUUGGGCCAAUAUGUCAGGGCCAACGAUCAGCGUCGAUCUUCUCGUCAGACUUGUGAUUCUGUUUGCGAACGUUGCAGGCUCUGCCAUGGCUACUCCCGGUUUCGGUGUGCGAGUGAAGUGCUGCAAGAACGAUUUUGUCCUGAGUGACGAUCUGACAAAGUGCGUUGAAUCUGCUAUCGGCGAACCGGAUGCAGCUAUCGGUUACCAGAAUAUUUUAGAGGAAUUCGAUCUCCUGACUAAUGCGACGUACAAGAAAUAUUUAUCGUGUUUUCCAGAUGACGAUGGUACGAACAAUAAUAAUAACAACUCAUCAAUUGAUUUCACAAAGCUUAUCAGCUGCAUUGACAUCAUGAAAAAUGGUAGCGUGGCUCGCACUAAUUGUUCCAAAAUAAUAGCGAACCUUACGAUCGAUGGAUGCGACAGUAUAAUGACACCUCUGCUAAUGUAUGGAGCUACAAUGGUCAUUUUUGCCAGCAUCGUAUAUUUAAUACCUUACAUACUAGUGUGUUUGCUAUAUAUAUUCAUACCAGGUAUAAGCCGUCGGGCUUACGAUAAAGCUGUGCUAUGUUUUAUUAUCUCACAAACGAUUUUGAGCAUAACUGUCAUCACUCUGGGACACUUUAUGCUUUGUCACAAGCCGCUAAGUAACACUAGUUACUCGAUCGUUGGCAUUACGUUCAUGGCAAUGACUAUUGGUGGAGUUCUCUGGUUGCUAGUUAUCAGCUUUGAUGUGAGCUCGACCAUAACCAAAUUUCGCUGGGCACCGUCUUCAGGCGCGAAAGGCCGAGAUGAAAAUCACAAAUUUCGGGUGUAUCUGAUUUGGGUAAGCACUGGGACGAUCAUACCCACUGCCAUAUCUACCAUACUGCAAUUUUCGCCCGUGCCAGAUGAUUUUAUUCUGAAACCAAAUUUUCACAUUUUAAAUACGUUAAAUUCUAGAGUUAUUGUACACGUCGUAUCUGUUCCCGUACUGGUAGCUAUCGCCAGCAAUGUCCUUUUUAUAUACACUACAGUAAGGAUGAUAAGUAUACAAAAGUCAACGAGCGCUGCGAAUGAAAAUAGGAAGAAAAGCGUGAAAGAGAAGUACAUAUUGUAUCUAAAACUAUACUUGCUCAUGGAUGCGCCUUACAUAACCGGGGCUCUCGGGUCAAUAUUUAAAGAUCUCUGGAUCUUGAAAUUCUGCAGAAUGCUGCAACCAGUAUUAAUGUUGUAUGCCGUACUUCCGAGAGACAUCGUUACAAAAGCACCCUCAUGUAAGAAAAGAUCAGAAAAAACAAAUCACAAUACAAAACCGAAAAUUAAUAAAAAUAUUGAGUCUAUUUGAAAAU
Messenger RNA from Nasonia vitripennis (jewel wasp), 1496 nucleotides. RefSeq lists its product as uncharacterized. The record is from RefSeq and is a predicted model, not a curated record. The transcript is spliced from 2 exons. Lineage: Eukaryota; Metazoa; Arthropoda; Insecta; Hymenoptera; Pteromalidae. The coding region runs from base 179 to 1492 and encodes 437 amino acids.